Messenger RNA from Neospora caninum, 11316 nucleotides. Its product is annotated as putative tRNA-splicing endonuclease positive effector. Gene Ontology annotation, molecular function: helicase activity. The transcript is spliced from 8 exons. NCBI's taxonomy places the organism in Eukaryota, Apicomplexa, Conoidasida, Eucoccidiorida, Sarcocystidae. The record is from RefSeq and is a predicted model, not a curated record. Bases 1 to 11316 code for a protein of 3771 amino acids.
AUGACGCUGCCGGAUGAGGACGAAAACAUUCUCUUCUCGGAGGUUGUCGAUUUUUCCAUUUUCCCCCUUUCGCCAGGACGCAGACGCGAGCUCCGCGCCACUGCGGAGCUCCCGAGCAUCUCGGACCUCCUCGGCGUCAAAGAUGUCCGUGACGACGACGAAGUCGCUGCUGCCAUCUGGGAAGCGUACGACCGCCUGUACACCCAGUUCUCCGCACCUCGCUCUUCCUCGCCCUCCCCUCGACUCUCUCCUUCCCUGCCUCCAUCUUCUCCUUCCUCAUCUUCCUCGUUUUCCCCAUCCACAUCUUCCUCGUCCUCCUCGGUCUCACCGCCUCCUGUGUGUGGCGCUGCUUCGGUCCAUGUGUUUUGUUCUCCUCAGCAUGUCCGCGAUGGCUUCCGUGUUCUGUUCUCCUUCGCCUUCGAGGCGGAAACUGGCGAGAGAAGCCCGCGGGAGUCUCUCGUCCUCGCUGCUCUCUCCGCCUCGCUUCUCCGCUGUCCUGCAUGUGUCGUGGCCUACGUCGCCGGCUGUCGCCAGUUUCUCUUGGCGCUGCAAAGCGGCGAAAGCAGAGACAGAAAAAACCCGCAGAGACCGCGCAGUGAGGAGCCCCACGAGGCCGGCGACAGCCUAGCGGACGGAGAAGAUUCCGACGAGGAAGGGAGCCUCCUCUGCGCAAGGCUGCAGAAGAAAAUCCUGGCGUGGGACUUGCUGCGCCUGCUGGCGGUUCUCGCUGCUGAUCGAGACCGCAGGGAAGAAGAGGAUCGACGAGAGGAGGCGGCAGGAAAGAAGGCCGACUUCGACAUAGGCGACCGUGAGGAUCCCGGCGGGCAGAAGACGGGGAAAGAAGCGGAUAUUUCUUUGUCAGGCGACACGGCAGGAAACAGAGAACGCUGCAGUCUCCUCUCGUUGGUACGCACAGGCGUGCAGACAGCACUUGAUAAAAAGGCCGAGGUCGACAAAGGCUGUUGUCUCGCCACCAAGGAAGAUGCCGCGUCUCCGCGCACUCCGGCGCCCUCUUCCGGUCCCGCCUCGGAAAACGCACUUUGUCUCUGCUUCCCCGAAAAAAACCUCCAAACGCUCCUCAGACGCCUUUCCCAGCACAGGUCAACUCUUUCGUCGGAUCUGUCCAGUCGCGUCAGCGCCUCUCGUCAGCCGUCUCUUUCCUUUCGUCCUUCGCCAUGCUCUUCCGCACCGCCCUUGCCGUCGUGUUCUUCCGUUGACCUUCCGAGUGUCUGUACACUGUUGGAAGUGCUGCUGGACAGCGCUCGGCUGCUGUACGUGGACUUUGAUCUUCCACUGAAAUCGCUCCAGGAAGACCUCAGGGAUUUCGGUUCUUCCAUUCCUGCUCUUUUCCUUCCUCUUCUGCGGAACCAGGAGUGUCUGCCAGCGCGGGACCGAGGGCUGGAGACAGGCGUUUGUGGGGAUUGUUCUGGUCCGUGCUCUUCUCCCUCGCUGAGCAGUGUCGGGCACGCGGAAGGAAGUGCUGAUGGAGAGAAGCCGCGAGAAGGCCGCCAGGUGCGGCGAGCCGAGGAUGCAGGGUUCGAGGAGGAAGGCAGCGGGAAGGAAGGAGACGAAGAAGCGCCCCGCAAGGAAAAAGAGAGACUCUGGCUACGGAUGACCACCAGCGCGUUUUGCUCGCUUCGCGGGUUGACUCCAGAGACCCGAGAGCGGCUGUCGGGACACCGACGAACUCUGCGGAGCCUGGUCGUGGCUCUCCCUUCUCUGCUCGCUUCUUCUCCGGUGGAUCUCUCGUCUGCUCGAUGCAGCGAGCUUUGGGAGGCGUCUGUUUCGUCUUCCGGAUUCGCCGCCUCGGCGGCUCUUCCUCCGUCGACUCUCCUUCUGCCUCUCCUCCCGUCGCCCGUUUUCUGCGUCGGGAUUUUGCUGUAUGCGCUUCUUCUUCGCCCCUGUGGAGUCGCACCUCUGCUGCUCUCUUUUCAAACGCAUGCUCUUCCUGCCGUCCGGCUAGCUGCAUGCGCAGCCCUCCACAUUGCAGCUGUCAGACGCCCUAGUCUUCUCCUGCCUCCUUCCUCUCCUUCCGCCUCGUCUUGUGCCGCGUCUUCUGCCUCGGCUUCCUCAUUGGCGUUUCCGGUUUCUUCCGCCGCUCCCUCUUCGUUCGCUACUGGGUCCAAAUCCGACCCGGUGACCAUCUGCGAAGAAGCCGGGUGCGUGGACGAGGACGGAGAGACACAGGGUGACGGCGACUACUCGAAGGGAGAAAGGCACCGAGGAGAGGCCUCAUGCGACGAGAGGCGGUUCGCUUCUCCGCCUGCCUCGCCGAUGUCGGCUCUCGUCAGCGUCGUCCAGAUGUGGGUCACGCUUCUCCACAUUCUGUCUGUGCGUCUCGGUCAGGCGACACAGGAGAUGGCGGCAUGUCUCCAGCGAUGCAGGAAUGGCGCCUGGACGGGCGAUCCAGAGAUGGAGGAUGUCGAGGACAACGUCGUCAGCUCUCUUCACCAUCUUGUGCUGAUUCUGCGCGCCCUUCACUCUCUCUUUGUUGUGGUUCUCUCUCCUGACUCCACUCCCGCAGUCGCGGAACCGAUUGCCAGAGUGGGGGAGGAAGUCUUCAACUUCGCGACACGUUUACCGCCUUCUUCAUCUCUCUUUCCAUUCUGUCCUUUCUCGUCCUCGUCCGCCGCGACGUCUUCGAACCCUGGCUCGUCGUCGGUCUCCCUUUCUCUUCCUGCCGCUGACUCUCUUUCUCUCUUUGACGCGUCGCCGCCUUCCUCUGCCUCCUCUGUGCCUCUUUUCUCGUCUUCUUCUUUGCCUUCUUCUCUGUCUUCGUCUUGUUGUCUUGCUUCUUCUUCUGUCCCCUCAUCUCCUUCGGAAAGACAUGUUUUGGAGUCGCACACGGGAGCGAGGCAGCUUCCGCAUGGGACCCGUCCCUGGAGACAGUCUCCGACUGUCCCUGGAGAACGAGGCUGUGGAGAGGACGCGGGGCAACCUGCUCGGUUUCCCGCCCUCGGAUCCGUGGCAGCAGUGAUCCAGGAGGAACUGAGUGCGUGCGCGUCCCACGAGAAGGGGCUGCUGCUCGGCGCGGCGGAGGACGAACUUGGUUGUCUAGACAGUGCAUCUUUGGCGAAGUCGAGAGGGGAAACGCGACGCGCUGGUUGCCAAGACGCAGCGAGAAGCGACGCCCUUUUUCCUCCUUCGACUUUUUUCGAGCGAGAAGAAGACCGCGCCGUGCUCCUGCGUGAGGGGCUGUAUCUGCUUCUGCCGUUCCCGAGCGGUCUCACGCGGGGCGAGGCGGGAAGAACAGGCGACGAAGCGAGAGGAAGCGUUGAGCUUCUUCUGGAUCGAAACUCGGCGGCGAUCGCUCUCGGCGGUCUCCCGCGGGUUUUGAAGACGCUCGCGAGAGGCCUGGUCGAGCUGUGGGGUCAGCUGGAGGUUCACUCCUGUCUCUCUGAGCGGCGAGCGUUUUCUCGGACAGGCGCGGGAUUUCGUGGAGGCGACCUGAGAGAAGCACCGGCUUCUGAAGAAGAGGGAGCAAGAGGCGAGGAAGACCAGUCUCGACCUGGGUUAAGUGAAGAACGCGGAAGCCAGGUGGGGAAUGCCAGACGCGCGCGGGGCUUUCCCGAAGAAGCGGCGGUCGUUCUCGGCAGUGUCAGCGCUUGUCUCUCCGCAGAGCUCACUGUCGAGAUCCUCGUCCUCAAGACGCUGCUCGUCGCCGUCUCCCUUCUGUACAAACUCGUUCGCUCCCCUGCACGCUCCUCACUCCUCUCCUCGCCGGCAUCCCGUCCCCCUCGCCACGCUUCCGCGGCUGAGCUGUCCACUGAGACUUUCUCCCUCAUGUCGGAAAUGGCCUGUCGUGCCCGCGGACGCCGUCGCGAACUCGCCGAGGCUCUCUCUCUCGCGCAGCCCGGCGGCGAACGCAGGGAGUCGAGGCAGGACGGAAAUCCACAGCGGCGCAAUUCUUCGCCGCGCACGGGUGCAGAACGGCGGUCGAGAGACACCCGAGGAGGCCUUUCAGCCGCAAAAGGGGGGGAGUCCGGCCUCCCCGAAGGCGCGCAGGAAGAAGGAGAGGUUGGCAGGGAGAAGCGAAUUUUUGCGGGGAUGGUGUGGGCGUGCGAACUGCUUGAGCGCAUGAGCAGCAGCAUCGCCCGCUUCUUGCCAGGAAGAGAGGAAGGAAGAGAAAAGGAUGGAGAUGCCGGGAAGGAGGGGAAACCGAAGGAACGCGUGGCAGCGAGGGCGAACAGAGGCGGAAAGCGGAUCCAGACAGUGGGGGAGGCCAAAGAAUCGAGCGAAUCCGAGGGCGCGUGUGAAGAUGCGGCCGUGAGCCGCCUGAGGGCCGAAAUUCUCGGUGCGUCGUCAGAGGAACGCGAUCCUCACGGCUGCCAUCCCUCGUGUUCUUCCUCAUCUUCGCGUGUCGCUGCUUCGCCGUUUCUCUCCGCUGCGCCUCUUCUGCCCUCGCCUGCGUCCCGAGCGCGUGAGGCCGCCGGUGCACGUGCUGUCGGCGCGACAAGAUGGGUCUGUCAUUCGACCCAGGACGCGUCGACAACCGCGGCAGGCAAAACAGGGGACUCUGUCCCGUUUUCGAUUCGCCAAGAACAAGAGAUCAUUCUCGUGUCGGACUCGGAAGAAGAGGCGCAGCCGCCCCGCCUUCGUUCCUCGGCUCCUCGGCGACCUCACACGCACUUUGCAGUUGUCCUGGGAGACAGCGACCGCCGUGCCUCGGCGGCAGCGUCUCUGAGGGCUGGGGAUCAGGAGCACGCGAGAGGAGGGAACGCGAGAGGCCAAGGAGAGACUCGCCUCCUUUCUUCGCCCCCACGCGCCGGUAGAGGAGGCGCAGCGGAAGCCCGCCAGCCGGCGGGGACUGGAUCAACGGGCGUCGCCUCGACUCUGUCGGGUCGUGAAACCUCCGCCGCAGAAGGCGCGAGUCUAGAAGAACCGACCAGCCGCGUUUCAAAAGAGCAGGGUGGAUCGGCUGCCUUUUCCAGGAGGGACUUCUGCGGACCGGGAGACGCUCCCGGCGUAGAGCUUAUUCUGAGUGAUGAAGAAGAGAGCGAACAGGGCCAGCUGCACGCGCAGCGCGCUGGAGAGGACACGCAGGAACAGGGGAGAGGCUCGAGCGAAGGAGCGAGAGAACGAGUGGUCACCCUCGAUUGGGACUUCCCGGAAGACGACGAAACGCGGCGAGAGGUGGAGCUCAGGCAAGAAAGGAAGAGGGAGAGGGCCAGAGAGCGGCCGCGUUCUCCCCGUGCUCAGACGAAGAGACAGCGCACAGCGGACCUUUCGACUGUUGACUUUCUCGCCUCGUGUGUCUCUUCUCCCAGUCCUUGGACUUCUCGCGCUUCCUCGGCCUCUUCCUCAGGCUCCGCGUCUCCUCGAUCCAGCUCGAGAUCUUCACCGUGCCGGGAAAUUCGCAGCAGAGCCAGGUCGCCUUCGUCCAGGUGCUCCUCCGUUGUCUCUGUUCGUCCUUCUCCCUCUUCGUCUCCUUCUCCCCCCCCUUCUCCUUCGUGCCCCUCCCCGUCUCCUGCUGUCUCCUCUCGCUCUUCGUCGCGCUCUUCUUCUCUCUCAUCUGCCUCGUCUUCCUCGUUCUCUACUUCGCUUUCCUGCUCUGGGGCUGCUGGAGGAGUGGACAUAUCGGCUUUGUGGGCCGAUGCCGAGGCCGCGCGAGAUAUGCAGGCGGCAGCGCAGGAGGCGCGAACUGCGCGCGAGGCUGCGGAGAAGCUUCGGAGGCGACAGGAGGCCGGAGUGAAGAAGAAAGCAAGCUGGACAGGUCGAACCCGCGAACAGGCCCGAGACGACGCGUGUCCCUCCCGCUGCUUCACCCCGAGCGACUCUGCGCCUGGUUCGCAGCGGUCUGCGAGCGCCUCUCAUGCGGAGCUCACCAGCGUUCGUGCUGAAGACGAGGCGAGGACAGGAAGGAAAGGCGACAUGUUUCUCGGGUCGAGUCGCGAAAGAAAAGGCGAACACGCCAAGGAAGGUCGCGGCUCGCCUCCGGAGUCUCAAGGCUCUUUCCGCAACCACCCGACUCACGACCGCGCGCCACCAGCCUCGUCCAGCCCUCACCCAGGGCCUUCGCCGUCUCUCCCACAGCCUGCUGGCGCACUUCGACACUCGUCUCUGUCUUCUCUGUCUUCUCGGCCUUCUCUGCCGCGCCCGGUGUCUGCGCAGGUUGCUUCCGUUGUGGCAGCCGCUCGCGCGCAGGCCGCAGAUACGCGCUGGCGGGCCCAGCGGCUGCUCCAGGCGCGGCUCGAGGGUUUACGGUCGCGGAGAGAAGACUGGCGGAGGGGCGGGGGCGUGUCGGAGUUGCUGACAACUCACAGGUGGGAGAAGAGUUCGACGCAUCCCUUCGGUUCGCUCGCUGUCUUUCCCGGCGCCGCUUUCCAGAAAUCCAAGCUGAAAGCGGUGGCUGAGAAGAUCGGCUUCGAAGGCCCCGUUGUGCGGCGGAAGGCAGACACUCGGCGCGAAGGCGUCACCACGCCCGGGGAAAAGGAAACAGGAGUGGAGGAGGAAGCGCAGGUGGAGCGAACGGGAGAGGAGGAAAGGGCGAAACGUGAAUCGCGGAAAGCCGAGCAAAUCCGCCGCAUGCGCAGGGAACUCGAGAAGGGCCUUUGUGAAAAAGAGAGCGGACCUGCAGAAUCCGCAACGCUGAAAAGACACAUUCUCCUCGCCCCCAGCGGCGGUGAUGUGCGCGCGCACAGGCAGCGGAGCAGGAAGCCGGCGUGGAUGUCUGCGGAGGAGUGGGAGAAGGAGAAAUUGCGGGCGUGGGUUCAGCAGGAAGUCGACGACGCGCAGACGAGAGAAGUGCGCGAAAAGAAGGCGCAAGAGCAAAGCAUGCAAAACGAGCAAGCAGAACAACAGGCAACACAACGGGCGCAGGAGGAGGCCCUGAAACGAAAACACGCACUCGACCGAGCACGAAUCAUUACGGAGACAGACGCUGGCCUCGAUCAAUUCCUUUGGAGACUUCUCCAUGUCGAUGUCCACUCCAUAGCGAGAGGCGAUGAAGAAGGGGGACUACACAGAGAGAAGCCGCAGUCUGUUUCUCCCCCUUCUUCCCCUCCUCCCUCGACUUCUUCCUCUUCCUCGUCUUCCCCGUCUUCCUCUUCUUCCUCAUCUUCCUUGUCUUCCUCGUCUUCCUCUUCUUUCUCUUCUUCCGCUCCUGGUGCGAGAGAGGCGAGGCAUAGCAGCGCUCACGAGAGUCGGCGAGGCGACGGCGCUUGCGUGAAUGCGCAAAGCGUCCAGAGGGCCUCGGCGCUGUCGCCAGCUGAGGCGAAAGCGCCGCCGGCCAGAAGCAAAUAUUCGUUGGAGCUGCUGACUAGCAGAGUACGCGCGCAGCGCCAUCUUCCGAACCGCUACCGAAACGUCGAAGAGUACAAGAGCUUGCUGGCGCCCCUCCUCUUCCUCGAGUUGAUUUUCCAACUGAAGCAGGCGUUUCGGGAGCAGAACCUGGAGCCGCGGCUUUGCGUCUUGGAAGAACUGCGAGAAGGUAAACAGUGGAUGCUCGGCCGGCUCUCGAUGUCGCGUAUCUUUCCGCAACUCGCUGCGUUCGCGCGGACUCCCGGUCGGCAGAGGAACGUCUCUUCACGACUCCGGGAACCUCCGAGUUUUAGCUCGGCCGCGGAUGCGGCCCGAGGCAGCGACAGAGGAGGCGAGCCGGAUACGUGCGGCCCGUCGUCGAGUUUCUCCGGCGAGAGAGGCGAGGCUGCGGAGUGCUUCUUCCCCCCCUUUGGCGUUCACGAGCUCCUGCUGCUUCUUCCUGUGGGGUCGGCUUAUACUCGGCUCUUAGACACCGCGAGGGGCGACAGGGAGGGAGAUCCGGAGAGCGCAGAACAGACAACCGUCGACCACGCCCAGCUCCUCAUGAGACGUUACGCCGGCAAAAGUUUCGCCGCGAUAGCUCGAGAGCCCGUGCAGUCUUGGUUCCUCCUUGGCUUGGUGGACCGCGUCGAAGACACCAGCCCGACCGGCUUUUCCGCUUCUGGAUCUCAAGGAAAAUCGGGGAUCCACGCUGACUCAGAUUCGGAGCGAAGCGCCGCGGAGAAGAGCAGUGGGGGCAGCCAGUUCAUUUUGCGUCUUCCUCACCUCGUUUCCAGCGACCUCUCGCCAGCCGCGUCUCACCAGAUGAAACGCGUUCCCCUGGAGCACGUCGCUGUGAACACUUCCUGGGUGGCUGUGUCUCUGACUCAGCUCACGACAGCGGUGAGGGAAAUCCAGGCGGUUUUUCUCAGCCAGCUGUCUCCUCGUUUCCCGUUCCUCUUGAAUCCUCUGCCUCUCAAGUUGUCUCUUGCACCUGUCCUUCCUUCCGCUUCGUCUCCGUCUCCUUCGCCAUCGGCUUCUCUUCCUGCUUCUCCUUCGCCUUCUUCUGCUCCGUCUGCUGACUCAAAAAGACAAACGCGAGGGGCGGCGCUCGCAGCAGUGUGGUUCAAGCAGGCGGUGGACCGACAGCUGAGGAGCGGCCGUCUGAAUCCUUCCCAGGCGGAGGCCAUCCGUGACGUCUUGACGACGGAGACGAAGGUGGGGUUGAUUCAAGGUCCUCCGGGGACGGGGAAGACCCAAGCCAUCCAGUCGCUUCUCGCGAUCAUUUACAGCCGCUUACGAGAUCAGCAAGGGCUCCGCGCGAAAGAGGGGAGCAACCAGCCUUCCUUCUCCCGUUCUCUCCGUUCGUCCGGCGCUCUCAACCCCCCUGGGCGACACAUGGCAAGCCCAGGCGCCGCGCGCGAGGGUUUGCGGAAGAAAAUCCUCGUCUGUGCACCCUCAAAUGCUGCCGUAGACGAGAUUGCGGAGAGGUUGCUUGCACACGGGCUCCAGCAUCCCAUGACAGGAGAGACGUUCACGCCCGCGUGUCUUCGGAUCGGAAAUUUAGAUCGCGUUCGCGAGUCUGUCCGGUCCAUCACCCUCGAAGCGCAGGUGAAGCGCCUGCGGAGCGCCCAUGAGAGUCAGAUGGAAACCUCGUUCCAGGCCUCGCUGCAGGAGUUGCGGGAGAAGAAGAAAGUGCUCAUUCAGCAGCACCAGUGCGUGCGUUUUCUCCUGUCGCGUUUCUCUUCCCUCGACCUGAGCCGGCUGAAUUCCGCCCCGUAUCUCGACGACCUCGUGGCUGCCAUGCUGGCUUCGUCUUUCGCCAAGUCGUUCUCGGGCGAGGCUCGCGGGGAAGAAACCCUGCGGUCGCUGCUCCCCUCGCUCGCCUGUUUGGGCCUUUUUGGGCUCAAGGACUUGCGGGCGACCCUAGAUGCUCAGCUGGAGGACGUCAACGCGCGUUUUGCCUGUCUGUUCGACGAGAGAAGACAAGACCGCUCGGCCCUGUUCCCUGCCUGCCGCCAACAAGUGAUUCUCGCUACGGACAUCGUCUUCGCCACGCUUUCGUCCAGCGCCCACGAGUACCUCUGUCCGUACACCCUAACUCUGACGUCCGUCGCGAGCUCUCCCGGAAGAGGCGCGUCUCUGUCCCGGGGCUUCUCCUCCGCUCCCGCCUCUCUGGCUUUGUCGUCUUGCCUGCCUGGCCUGCCUCGGUUCGCCACCCAAGAGCAGAAGAUGACCUUUCUGCAGGCGCAGUUCUACGCCGCCUCGCCUCCCUUCUCCUACGCCUACCUGAUCGUCGACGAAGCUGGCCAGGCGAGCGAACUGUCGUGUCUCAUUCCCCUGCGCCUGGCCCCCGAAAGGUGCAUUUUGGUCGGCGACCCGCAGCAGUUGCCUUCGACGAUUUUCUCUGCGCUCGCCGAGAAACGCGGGCUCGGGCGAAGCCUGCUGGAGCGCCUGGCGCUCUGUGCAGAGGAAGACCGCCAGCGAGAGGCGAGGCCGAGUGAAGAGAGAGGCGAAGAGCGACGCUGGGCCAGGCAGACGGCCUCGAAAGAGGCCCGAGCGGAGGACUCAAAGCAAGCAGACGAGGGCGACGGGCUGUACACGCGAAGGCCGGCCGAAAAAAACGAGGGUUUUCCAACAGAAGAGCCAGAGGGUGAACGGCGAGAUGAGGAGCGGCAGAAACGCCUGGUGAAAGCAGGCGUCUCGCUGGCACUGGGGGCCACCAACCGUCCACACGGCACUCAGGCUCUCAAGGUCAAUCUCCUGACGACACAGUACAGAAUGCGAGCAGAGAUCGCUCGCUUUCCGUCGGAGGCGUUCUACGACGGCCGUCUGGAGACAAGUCCAUCGGUCUCGCUUCGCCCUCGCCUCCCGUGCUUCCGACUCCACUGGCUCUUCGCCCCUGUCAAGUUCUUCCGCGUGCCGAGCCUGGAAGACCGAGGAAGCCUUGGGUCUUCUUCUCUUGCGAACUAUGAGGAGGCGCGGUUUGUCGUCAGUCUUCUUCGAACGCUCUAUCUCCACUUCUGCGGCAGGCCGCAGUCUGAACAUCACACGCGACAUCUCGGCUACUCACCGUCUUUUUCUUCUCCCGCUCCCUCUUCUUUCGCUUCUCGCAGCCAGAAACUCAGCGACGUGGGGGUAAUUACACCGUACCGCCAGCAAGUGGCUCUUCUUCAGCAGAUGCUUGCGGAAGAUCUCGUCUUGGGCUUGGCGCGCGACAGGCCGGAAAUCAACACGGUCGAUGCCUUUCAGGGGCGCGAGAAGUCGAUCAUUAUCAUCUCUUUCGUCAGAGCAGCGGGCCCCGCAGCCUUGGCGGCUCGCACCGGCGACGAUCCCGCCUCGUAUGGCCUGCGCGAGAAGCACCGGGGCCCAAAAGGGACGGGAAACGAGGCGGGGAAGGAGUCUCCUUCAGUGAAAGGGAGAAAGGCAGGCAUCGCCCCGCGAACUGCGUCGGAUCUUCCGGAGACAAGUCCUGGUGCGUCUCCUGUUUCUCUUGGUCCCUCCUCGUCAAGUUCGUUCUCGACGCUUGGAUUCGUGGCAGACUUUCGGCGGCUGAAUGUGGCUCUGACGCGUGCACGAGACGCCCUGUGGAUUGUCGGCGACGAUGAGACGCUCAAGACACAUCCCUCGUUUCGUCGUUUCCUGGCCUAUGUCCAGAGUCUUCCUGGAGACGCAUACAUCGAUCUCCUGGACCUGCCGAAGCCGCUCAGACGCGCAAUGCAGUUCAGACGACGGGAUGCGGGUCGCGGAAGUCUCGACCUGUCCGCGCAGAAGCACCGGUGUCCAGACGCCCCGCGCUCAGGUGCGGCAGGGAGAAUGAAACUGUGGAGAGACGAAGAGGAAGGACUGCUGUCGGAGUUUUUCGGGGCCGUCGAGGAAGACUUCAGACAAACCAAAAAGCUGGAAAACGGGGAAGGACAGAGACAGAAGCCAGGAGAGGCGGCGCGAGGGCAUGCGACUCUUCGCGAUUCAGGGGAGACGACAGGGGGUUUUGCGCGGACCAGAGGAGGGAACGAUGCAGAACCUCAGACAGAGGGACGGCCAGGCCGACCACGAGAAGAAAAGAAAAGAAAAUAG